Messenger RNA from Populus nigra (black poplar), 1055 nucleotides. Its product is annotated as vacuolar protein-sorting-associated protein 37 homolog 1-like. Gene Ontology annotation, cellular component: ESCRT I complex. Lineage: Eukaryota; Viridiplantae; Streptophyta; Magnoliopsida; Malpighiales; Salicaceae. The record is from RefSeq and is a predicted model, not a curated record. The transcript has 7 exons. The coding region runs from base 216 to 908 and encodes 230 amino acids. Gene Ontology annotation, biological process: ubiquitin-dependent protein catabolic process via the multivesicular body sorting pathway; protein targeting to vacuole; protein targeting to membrane.
AAAAUUUUGGUCAGGAGGCGAGGGGUUAAGCUUCGGGCACACGUGUCCGUAACCAUUAAGACGACGCCACGAAUACAAGUUAAAAAAGACAACUGUCAAAUAAAAUCCUUCCAAGCAUCAACCAAAAUUUCUUCCAACACGAGAGAAAGAGUCUGUAAAGACUUGAUUUCUUUUAAUCAGAGGAUCGAGAUCUCCUUUUCUCUCUUCAAGCAGCUAUGUACAAGUUCUGGGGUUCUAAGGAACAACAAGAGCAGGCGCGUCCACAAGAUGUUAAUCCUGCACAAUCUUGGUACCCUCCAUCUGUAGUUACUUCUCCUUCUUCUUCACGCCCUGCAACACCAACUAGUAGCUCUUCUAGUUUCCACAGCUUACAAAGGCCUACUGAACGCCCACUCUCUCCUUCACCUGCUGAAGCUGCAGCCAUUAUUACUCUUUUGAAGGACAAGAGUGUUGAUGAGCUACGGAAGCUAUUGUCUGAUAAGGAUGCAUACCAUCAAUUUUUACUUUCACUUGACCAGGUUAAAAUUCAAAACAAUAUAAGAGAUGAGCUUUGCAAGGAAACUCUGCAGCUUGCCAGAGAGAACUUGGAGAAAGAGCCACGCAUAAUGGAGCUAAGAAAUCAAUGCAGGAUAAUUCGGACAACUGAGCUGGCUGCUGCUCAGGAAAAACUAAAUGAGCUAGAAAAACAGAAAGAAGAGUUGUUGAGGUCCUGCUCUCCCGCCUCCAUCCUGCAAAGGCUACAAGAGGCAAUGAAUAAGACAGAGGAGGAAUCAGACGCCUUCCAUAGGCAGUUCCUUGAUAAGGAGAUAGAUCUUGGGGCUUUUGUGCAGAAGUACAAAAAACUCCGUACCACCUAUCACAAACGAGCACUCAUCCAUCUUGCAGCAAAAGCAUCUCCGACUGGGUGACCUGUAUUUGAAUGUAUACAAGUACACUGAGAUCACAUGUUAACUUGUUUGUGUAGUAGAUUCAUAUAUUCUGAUGUACUUUCGACAUGGUGGUGUAUCAUUCGCUCAUUAUAUUUUUUCAGUAUGUUCGUGUAUCAUUUGUUAUUA